Molecule: messenger RNA, 959 nt
Organism: Hyposmocoma kahamanoa
Lineage: Eukaryota; Metazoa; Arthropoda; Insecta; Lepidoptera; Cosmopterigidae
Gene: ChAT
Product: choline O-acetyltransferase-like
Exons: 3
Coding region: 1-609 (202 amino acids)
Biological process (GO): neuromuscular synaptic transmission; acetylcholine biosynthetic process
Cellular component (GO): neuron projection; cytoplasm
Molecular function (GO): choline O-acetyltransferase activity
Source: RefSeq, a predicted model, not a curated record
AUGUACGGCUACCUCGUAUCCACGUACGAGUCGGCAUCUCUCCGCCGUUUCCGCAACGGACGUGUAGACAAUAUCAGGUCUGCGCACGACGCGGCGCGAACCUGGGCUUCCGCCAUGCGCACCGCGGAGAGCUCGCCGCUCAACGAGGUGAGCAACGACUCACAGAAGAAGGUUUCCUUCAACCUGUACGGGGAGCAAAGGAAACUGGAACUGUUCGACGAGGCGGCUCGAAAGCAGACGACGAUCAUGGAAGCCAACAUUCUCGGCCGAGGAAUCGACAACCAUCUGCUCGGUCUGCGCGAGGCGGCCAGAGAGACCCUGGGAGAACUGCCGCCCAUGUUCACCGAUGACACUUAUAAGAAGAUGAUUGAGUUCAAGCUUAGCACUAGCCAGGUGGCAACAACAACCGAAGGCACCUUCAUGGGUUACGGCGCCGUGGUCCACGACGGCUACGGCUGCAGCUACAACCCCAAAAAGGAAAGUAUCAUAUUCUGCAUCUCCUCUUUCACCUCCUCGAGCGUAACCAACACUGAAGCCUUCAGGCAGUCCCUGGAAGAAGCAUUGGACUCCAUGAAGCUCAUGUUUCAGAACCGAAAGACAGAAGGUUAAGGAUUUGAAAAAAGUACGUUAUCGCUUUAGUAAGUUUAUUAUACUGCGAAAUGGAGCUUAUAUUAUAAUGCCAUUUCAAAACUCGUAGCUCCUUUUUAUGUUUGGACUCAGUGGUUAGUAGCCAAUUUCGUCGCGAUCACAAUAUAAUAUGAUAAUGUGAAGGUAUGCUAGAAAAAAAGAGAUAAUAGUUGAUAUUAGACGUGAAAUUGUGUGUAGUAGUGUAGUACGACUACAUAUAAACAAGAAUAUUGAAACGUAAAAUGCUUCUAGUUCAAUGCAUUUCUAUUGAAAGAAAUUCAAAUGAUUUCAAACAAAAUGUACCUUUUGGCGAACUACAUAAAUAUAAUGGC